Nicrophorus vespilloides is the source of this 4129-nucleotide messenger RNA. It is a transcript of the gene mtd, whose product is annotated as TLD domain-containing protein 2. The transcript has 18 exons. Gene Ontology annotation, biological process: response to oxidative stress. Lineage: Eukaryota; Metazoa; Arthropoda; Insecta; Coleoptera; Silphidae. Gene Ontology annotation, cellular component: nucleus. Bases 430 to 3879 code for a protein of 1149 amino acids. The record is from RefSeq and is a predicted model, not a curated record.
GUGAUCGCACGAGGUUAGUGCACCGCCAAUCGCGACUGGAUUUAGACGCAUCGUCCGUCGUCUACAAACUACAAACAAGCGCGGAACUCUGACUGCUUCGCACUGCGUCGCGAACGGCUUAUAACGAAGCGAAGUGUACGAACAGAUCCAGAACAGUGGGAUCAGAUCAUCAUCAUCAACGGUUGUCGACAGUUCGUGAACAGUUUUUUCUCUCUCUUCUCUUCAUUUCUUUUAUUUUCGGCAUUCAAUUAUUUUGCCUCCGGGACUCCGCAGAAUUCGCGCGCGCUCCGUAUCGUGUGAAAGUUUCACUUGCAAUAUAAAAUAAUAAUGUGCAAUAUACGGGUCCGCUCUGAAUCGUAAUAAGAGUUGCGGUGAGCGCAGACCUAACGAUUUUCGUGGGGGAGGAUUCCUGUAUUUUUUCAUCUCGCGAUGAAUUCGGAAGUGCUGCGAGUGGUCCACGAGAAGGACCCCUGGAUCGUGGAAGAGGACAAGCAGUGGUUCGUCGAGGAUAGUGCGACGAGACCGGUCGAGGCGGAUACGAAGAAGGCGCGCCGGAAGUCGUGGCACGCGAUCAAGUUCGAACGGAAGCGGAAAAAGGGUGUCGUCGAGACCGGUGCGACAACAACUACGAACGAUACGAGCGGCAGCGAAGGUGUUUUACCGCCCCUGCCGCAUCCGCACGCUAGACAGAAGAGACCCUCCUGGUGGAACAUCUUUGCAAAUCAACCAUGGCCUAGGGCACGAAGAGCAUCCCAAGAUGUCGGUACAGUCACUAAACAUAGCGAACAUUUCCCAUGGACGAGGAGUAAGAGCAGGAGCGUGGACCACGGAAUCACCACUCCGUUCGAUCUGGAAGCGCUGAGAGCCAAAGUGGAAGAUCAGGUCGACAAGCAUCUCGACAGAGAUAUCGAUGGGUCUAACAGCAGCUUAUCGGAAAGGAGAAGAAUUGGGCCCCCAGAGAACACGAUCACCUAUCAUGUGGCUGAUAGGGAUACGCUGACCUCUGUCGCGGCUAGAUUCGACACGACACCCUCCGAGCUGACCAAAUUGAAUCGCCUAGCGACGCCCUUCAUCUUUCCUGGUCAACAGCUUUACGUCCCAGCGAGACAGCCUAUCGAUAACGAUUCCGAUAGUUCUACGCCCAUUGAAGACACCCACGACGAUCUACCACCUGAAGAAAAAGAAUUGUUGGAUAAUUUGCGACCGGUGAGUCCGAAGCCUGGCCAUGCGGAAAGAAUUCGAACACCGUCUUGUAACACGGACAGCUUCGCUGAUGAGGAGUCUGCUAUUUACAAGAGGUUCCUCAAGAUCAACGUCAGACAUAUCACAGAUGGCCAAGGCGUGGUCUCUGGGGUGCUGCUCGUCACGCCCAAUGCGGUUAUGUUCGACCCGAACGUCUCCGAUCCUUUGGUCAUCGAGCACGGCCCCGAAGCCUACGGUGUCAUCGCACCCAUGGAGUUCGUGGUGAACGCAGCCAUUUACAACGAUAUCGCCCACAUGCGCGUCGGCCACGUGGAGAACACGUCUGGUAGCAGCACCGAGAAACCGGAAAUAUAUUAUCCCAAAAACGACAAAGUUACGGACUCGCUGCUGGUCAAGGACGAGACUUUCCCGGAACUAGUAACCGGCGACGAUGCCGAGUCUAUAUGCUCGUGUACCGAGCGAGAGGGAGAUGCCUUCCCGAAGGCUUUCGAACGUGAUCUUGUCACGCCCACAAACCUAGAAGAUGCCGAACAACCGCAGAGGAGCAUUGAGGAGAGGCGAAAAUCAUUGUUGGACCAUCACUGGGCCAUCCCUUCCAAAGACCGGGCGUCAAUGGACACGGACGAUUUACCGCUGUCUGCAUCUCCCGGUCCGUUGGCUGAAGAGCAGAUCGAAGAGGAGGAUGAUUUAUUAACCAAACAAAGUUGCCACGACUCUGGCAUCGAUAUUAGGGAUACAAGUAUCCCGCCAAUUGUACCUGUUGCAUCGAAGAAAGUAUAUAGCGAUGCUGAUAUUGUCUUAUCUCGUGACUGGGUUCCACCAAUAACGAUUGCUCCCACACAGAUCACCAGCACCGAGACGGACAGUCCAGGCCGAAAGAAGACAAGCUCAGUCUCCUUCAGUCUCGAUUCCAGUUCUGAAGCGGAGCCAAGUUCGGCAUGCUAUUCGAGCAGCGAGCGCGAGGAAGUCGACAAGGGCGGAGAGAGCCGGAAAAAUAAAAUGUUGAAGAGGUUGUCGUAUCCACUUUCUUGGAUGGAAACUCUAGCAGGCGACGGAAGCAAAGAUGAACACGAUAAGUCGAGCCAUCCGCAUUCCGCUGAUGCUCACCACUCAUCGUCUAUGUUUUCUAAAGUUUUCUCUAGUUCACCUAUAAACCUGGUGGAUUUCGGUACUGGCCUGUUCUUGAGCAAAACUCCGUCGGAGGACAGCGGCGGCUCAGGGGGGCCUCACUCAGGAGGCAGUGGGGGGCCGCCUAUGACGCCCGCGACUGGCGCCAACUCCGAUUCCCCGCACACGGAUAGCUCCAGCUUUUUCCCAACGAACAUUAUCAGUUCGAUGGGCGCGAGCGUCGGUGCGAUGGGGGCCCAUGUGGGAGCCUCCGUCGGGGCGACGGUCGGCGCUGUAGGUGAGGCUGUCGGCGCCUCCGUCAACGCCGUCGGCGGCGCCGUCAACGCUGUUGGCGCCACCGUCGGCGCCGUUGGGCGUUCGUCUGUAGGAACAUUCAUCCGCCAACCAACGGAGGCAGGAUCCAAACACGCGAAAGCUCCGCCCCCAAAACUCGACUACCGAUCGAUGGUUUCCGUCGACGAUAUGCCUGAACUCUUCGUAUCCUUCGACAUGCGAUCCCCGCACUAUGGGCUUGACAUGCUGGAAUUGAUUCCGAGGCCGGCCAGAUCGUGCGAGGAUCCACCCUUGUAUCUGCGCCUACGUAUGGGCAAACCCAUCGAUAAACCCAUACCUAGAUCGACACCCUUGAUGUCUUACGGCAAGAAGAAGAUGAGACCAGAGUAUUGGUUCAGCGUGCCGAAGAAUAAAGUCGAUGAACUGUUCAGCUUUGUUCAGGCCUGGGUCCCGCAGCUCUACGGUGAACUCGACGAGGAUCAAGUGAAAACUCGAGGAUUCAGCUUAGUCGAGUUGGACACGGAAUUAUGGAGUGACGAACCGACGCCGUCCGCAAGUCGUCACGGUAGCCAAGAUGGAGAGAUUACAGAACUGACUAGAGAAAGUUGGGAGCUGAUCAAGGCGCCGUAUGCUAAGAUCUACUCCAUCAUCAAGACUCAGACGAUGUCAGCGGAUGGAAACGAUGAGGUGUUGCCUAUGUCGGAGGAGUUCCGACGUGCCCUUUACGCAUCUGCGGCACCAUCCCUCGACGUCGACUUGACACCCCCAGAUCUGGUUGGAUCCACGGAGGUCCUGACCUACGAACACAGGGAGUCGCUAUGCAGACACCUGCCGGCCAGAGCGGAGGGCUACGUUUGGACGCUGGCCUUCAGCACAAGUCAACAUGGAUUUUCACUAAAUUCUAUGUACAGGAAGAUGCACAAACUGGAGUCUCCGAUUUUGCUCGUCAUCCAAGAUACAGAUAAUAAUGUUUUCGGUGCCCUGACGUCGUGCGCUCUGCAGGUAUCCGACCACUUCUACGGCACCGGCGAAUCCUUGCUGUUCCGGUUCAGUCCACAGUUCCAGGUGUACAAUUGGACUGGAGAGAACCUAUAUUUUAUCAAAGGCAACAACGAGAGCCUCAGCAUAGGCGCGGGAGACGGCAAAUUCGGUCUCUGGUUGGAUGGUGACCUCUACCAGGGCCGCUCCGAGCCAUGCAAGACCUACGGAAACGAAGCCCUUACGCCGAGCGUGGAUUUCGUCGUCAAGACGUUGGAGUGCUGGGUCUUCAUCUAAAAGGAUCCACCCAUAUCGCACGAGGGUUUGAGAAACCAACAACAACAAACACAAAUUUCCUUUCAUUAUUUUUAUUUUCGUUUACUUUAUUUUUUACUUUUCAUUCAUCUUUCGUUUUAUGGGAAAUAUAUUUUAUAUAAGAUACGUGCACCGCAUUGCCAACUUUGCUGAACGCUGUUCGCAGCUCGGUGUAUAUCCGUUUUCGGGGUUUAUUAUAAUAAGAGACGGCCGAACAAACAAAAAAAGAAAA